Papilio xuthus (Asian swallowtail) is the source of this 1524-nucleotide messenger RNA. The record is from RefSeq and is a predicted model, not a curated record. NCBI's taxonomy places the organism in Eukaryota, Metazoa, Arthropoda, Insecta, Lepidoptera, Papilionidae.
AAGAUCAUAUGAUUGUUCAAUGAAGAAGCACGUCUGAUAGGCGUCGACAUACUUCUUCGAGCCAGUUUUUAAUUUUCUGGCUCAUCAUCGGUUGUUUUACGUGUUAGUGGUGUUAAAUAAUAACCAUCAGCCAUGGCGCUAAGCGACGCAGAUGUUCAAAAACAGAUCAAGCAUAUGAUGGCCUUCAUCGAACAAGAGGCCAAUGAAAAGGCCGAAGAAAUCGAUGCAAAGGCCGAAGAAGAAUUCAACAUUGAGAAGGGUCGCCUUGUGCAGCAACAGCGACUGAAGAUCAUGGAAUACUACGAGAAGAAGGAGAAGCAAGUUGAACUGCAAAAAAAGAUCAAUUCAUCGAACAUGCUGAACCAGGCCCGUCUUAAGGUGCUCAAAGUGCGUGAGGAUCAUGUCCGCACAGUACUGGACGAGGCCCGUAAGCGCCUGGCCGAGGUGCCAAAGGACUCCAAGAUGUACGCAGACCUGCUCGUCACACUCAUUGUGCAGGCUCUGUUCCAGCUGGUUGAACCGACCGUGACGCUGCGAGUCAGGCAGGCUGACAAGGCCGUGGUUGAGUCCAUCCUUGGCCGUGCUCAGAGUGAUUACAAGGAGAAGAUCAAGAAGGAUGUGCAGCUCAAGAUCGACACGGAGAACUAUCUGCCCGCUGAAACCUGCGGUGGCAUUGAGCUCAUAGCCGCUAAGGGACGCAUCAAGAUUUGCAACACCCUGGAGUCGCGGCUGGAGCUGAUCGCCCAGCAGCUGCUGCCGGAGAUCCGUACCGCGCUCUUCGGUCGCAACCCUAACCGUAAAUUCACCGACUAAGGUGCAAACUUUCCCUAACUAUUUAAACUUAUAGUAGACAUUAAAUACUACUAAGUGUUUUUUCCUUUUGCCUAAUUAUAUAUAAAAUGCGUACAAUUUUAUCGCUCUUUUUAGCUAUAUUAAUGAAUGAACUAUUGAGUUAUGUAUUUAAAACUGUAAAUGUGUGAACAUGCAAGUUAUCUGACCUGGUUCUUCGCCCACUUUACACUCGAAAUAUCCUACAGUACAUUAGUUUCGCCUUUUAAUAUCAUAUAUUUAAUAUUUAAAAUAUUUUAAUUAAUACAAUUCAUUCGUGUAGACCCCUAUAUACUUAAAGGGGUAGUAGUAUAGGUUAUAUUCAUAAAAAUUGUCAUUAUAUACUAUAAUGUUUCAAUAUAUAAAUGUUACCUAAUGUUUUAGCACUAUAUAAAAUGUGUAUUUAAAAUUUAAUCAAAUCUUCCAGUUAUGAAAUAGAUUUCUGAUGGCGUUUUAAAGGAAUUAUUUUGUGUUGUAAGAUUUUAGAAUGACUGCAGCAUCCUAUGCUCUGUUCACUCAAAUCGAGAUAAAGAUUUGGCUGUGCGGAGUGUAGAGUCAGCUGACAUCUUACAGCAAUGAAUACAUUCCUUGUCCUGGCAUUACUAUCUUGCGGCUUAUAUAAUGGCUAUGUAUAACACAAUGUACAAUCCCCAUUAUGGCACUGUUAAAAUUCUUAUGUAAAUAUAUAGAUGUGUU